UGCCGCGCGCCAACCCACAGUUCCCGCUGCGCGCUGCGAUCCCGCCGCCGCCGCCGCCGCCGCCGCCGCCCGUUAGGGCUCCCGCAGCCGGGGACAUGUUGCAGAAACCGAGGAGCCGGGGCCGGCCUAGCUCCCAGGCGGAGAGAGACUGGGGCCGCGGUGCGGCCGAGGAGGCCCCGAGCACCUCCCGCGGGGCGGGCAGCUCCCGGGAGGCCCGGAGCGCAUCGUCGCAGGGCGCCCGCCGGGCCGCGGCCUCCCCGGAGGUGGGGCCCAGGUCCCAGCAGCAGCUGGAGCUGAAGGUGGCCGAGCUGGUGCAGUUCUUGCUGAUUAAGGACCAGAAGAAGAUCCCGAUCAAGCGCACUGACAUACUGAAGCACGUCAUCGGGGACUACAAGGACAUCUUCCCUGACCUCCUUAAACUGGCCGCCGAGCGCCUCGAGUACGUCUUCGGGUACAAGCUGGUGGAACUGGAACCCAAAAGCAACACCUACAUCCUGAUCAACACCCUGGAACCGGUGGAGGAGGAUGCCGAGGUGAGAGGCGAUCAGGGCACGCCCACCACCGGCCUCCUGAUGAUUGUUUUAGGUCUCAUCUUUAUGAAGGGCAAUACCAUCAAGGAAACGGAGGUCUGGGACUUCCUGCGUCGCUUAGGGGUGUACCCCACAAAGAAGCAUUUAGUUUUUGGGGACCCAAAGAAACUUAUUACCGAAGAAUUCGUGCGGCAGCGUUACCUGGAGUACCGGCGGAUACCCCACACUGAUCCUGUAGACUAUGAAUUACAGUGGGGCCCCCGAACCAACCUGGAAACCAGCAAGAUGAAAGUUCUUAAGUUUGUGGCCAAAGUCCAUAAUCAAGACCCCAAGGACUGGCCAGCACAGUACUGUGAGGCUUUGGCAGAUGAGGAGGCCAGAGCCAGACCUGAGACAGGUGGCCCAGCCCCCUCCUCUUGAAGUCUGAGAUAGAUUCAGAGGGACUUCUGGGGAAGGUCAAAGGCACUGG
This is a messenger RNA of Neomonachus schauinslandi (Hawaiian monk seal), 999 nucleotides long. It is a transcript of the gene NSMCE3, whose product is annotated as NSE3 homolog, SMC5-SMC6 complex component. The record is from RefSeq and is a predicted model, not a curated record. NCBI's taxonomy places the organism in Eukaryota, Metazoa, Chordata, Mammalia, Carnivora, Phocidae. Bases 96 to 950 code for a protein of 284 amino acids. Gene Ontology annotation, biological process: negative regulation of transcription by RNA polymerase II. Gene Ontology annotation, cellular component: nucleus. The transcript has a single exon.